Molecule: messenger RNA, 717 nt
Organism: Carassius carassius (crucian carp)
Lineage: Eukaryota; Metazoa; Chordata; Actinopteri; Cypriniformes; Cyprinidae
Product: hemoglobin subunit beta-2-like
Exons: 3
Coding region: 207-650 (147 amino acids)
Biological process (GO): hydrogen peroxide catabolic process; oxygen transport
Cellular component (GO): blood microparticle; haptoglobin-hemoglobin complex; hemoglobin complex
Molecular function (GO): heme binding; oxygen binding; oxygen carrier activity
Source: RefSeq, a predicted model, not a curated record
ACUUGCAUUAAAACGUCAUCUAACUUCUAGAGCAAUGCAACUUGCAAAAUCACUACCUCUUUUGCGUCCUGCCCACAAGCAGCUCCAGCCAAUCACACGAGCCCUCUUGUAUUUGCAAUGCAACCCGAUGACAUAAAUAGCGUCGACAAGAGUGGAAAGGUAUGAUUCUAAUUCCUAACGGAGAACAAAAAUCAUAAUCCGACAACAUGGUUGUUUGGACCGACCAGGAGCGUGCCUGCAUCCAGGACAUUUUCAGCAAGCUGAAUUAUGAGGACGCUGGCCCCAAAGCUUUGCAGAGGGCCUUGAUUGUGUAUCCUUGGACUCAGCGGUACUUCGCAAGUUUUGGAAACCUGUACAAUGCAGAGGCCAUCAUGUCCAAUCCAAAGGUGGCAGCCCACGGGGUUGUUGUGCUCCACGGGCUUGACAGAGCCAUGAAAAACAUGGAUGAUAUCAAGAACACCUAUGCCGAACUGAGUGUGCUGCACUCCGAGAAACUCCAUGUGGAUCCUGACAACUUCAGGCUGUUGGCUGAUUGCCUGACCAUCGUGAUUGCGGCGACUAUGGGUACCUCUUUCACAGCUGAUGUGCAGGCUGCCUGGCAGAAGUUCCUCGCUGUUGUGGUCUCUGCUCUGCGCAGACAGUAUCAUUAAAACCUCUAACAUGGGGGAAAGCAUUGUUUGUUCUCUAACACAAUAAAGAGGAUUGAUACGCACCUGA